This is a messenger RNA of Heterotrigona itama, 3589 nucleotides long. The record is from the annotation of a GenBank genome assembly. Lineage: Eukaryota; Metazoa; Arthropoda; Insecta; Hymenoptera; Apidae.
AUGGGAUUAGGGCCCAGGGCGGGUCUCAUGCGCGGUCACUUCUUCGUGGUGAGACCUGGUAAUUGAUAUCGUUUUCCAAACUAUUUUUGUAAGACGAUAUCAAGCCAAGAACUACGCAACCUACAGUCCAGUCUAGAUUAUGCAAAUUUUUUUCUUUUUCCUUUUAUUUGGUAUCUAGUCUGGCCUGUCAUUUAGUUGAUAAGUAAACUAUUAGAUCUUUUCGCAGUGCGUUUAGUUUUAGUAGUAAUAAUUAAUCAUAAGAUAAUUAAUCUCUGUAAAUUCAAUGAAAGCACAUUCUAUAGAAUACGCUUGUCACUAUAAUAUAUAUGAAACAACUUUUAUUUUUUCUUUAAACAUGUAAAAUAUUUUGAACCAAUUUUAACUUAAUUAUAAUUAUUUUCAAUUUAAACUUUGAUUUGUAUUUUAAUAUAUUGUGCUUUGGUUUACUUUUCAUCAUCUUUUUUUCGAAACUUCCUUUGCUGUUCGUUUGCAUAAUAAUAAGAAAUUCUAAACAUUUUACAAUUGUAUAUCAAAAGGAUUUCUUUUUUUUUUAAAGUAAAGAAGAGUGGAACAAGGAUAUGUAGUAACCUCAACGUGGUGAGACCAGGGUAAUCAGUAUUAUUUCUGAUACAAUUACUAAUUGCAUUACUGCGAUACAGUUAAUAUAACAAUUAUGAGUUAAUAUAACAAUAUGAGCUAAUAAGCGAUCACGAUUUAGUUUUUAUGUAAUUAAAGAAUUUGUUGAGUUGUUAGAGAGAUUGUUGAUUUCUAAAAUUAUAGAUUGAAUUUUUUUGUGAUAACAUAUAGUGCAUUUUUAAAUAUUGUAGAAGACCGUAGACUUCAGAUUUUGAUGGAUAUUUCAAAACAUGAUUUGAUAAAAUGCAAUGUCUCCUUUUUGAUUAACUAUCAGGUCCAUUCCAAACAUAUUUCGUUCCUAAAUAUUUCAAUAAAUAAGAAAUCCUGUUAUAAGUAUUGAUUUUAUCGUUUCCAACGAAAAACCAAUCGAUGAAUUCGUAAAACACGAAGAGAGCUUUUUCUGACACACAAUAAAUACAUAAAUAAAAAAUGGAAUAAUUUUAAAUACUAAUCUCAUGUUUUAGAAUCUGGAAAUACAAUUAAACAUUUUGCUUGUAUCAUUUUAGUUAAUAUAAUCACAAACGAACUUUACAUUUUAGUAUUGAAAAUUUGACAACACUGAUGAAUCUCAAAAAUCAUAUUACUGGCGCAUUCACUAAUUCCCUAACUCACCGUUGUUUAAACGUAGAGUGCGCUGAAAAACCAAACAUAUUUGAAAAUUUGAAAGUCAUUCCAAGGUUCACUGCAAAUACGAAUAGCAGGAACUGUAACGCAUCCUACAGUAGUUUGAUUGGUCGACAAAAUACAGUUCAUCAUGGAGUACAUGCUGCAAAAAGUGAAAGCAACGACAACUCAUGUAACUCGACUUCUUGUGCUGAAUUGCUAUCAAAAACAAAUUCUAAUGAAAAUUUGUUGGUAGAAACGAAAGAUUCAACGUCAAAACAUGAGAUUGAAAACAUACAAAAGAUAGAUAAUAAUAUUGCAACUACCUCGCAAAAUCCACCCCAAGAGAAUAUAGACUUUAAAGUGAUAUAUAAUAAGCAAAGGAUUAAUGUAAAUUUUCCACUUGAUGGCACAGUGGCGGAAUUAAAAACUCAUCUCCAAAAUAUCAUAUCCGUGCCACAAGCUAUGCAAAAAGUUAUGAUCAAAGGAUUAGCCAAAGAUGAACAAACAUUAAGAAACUUGGGUGUUACAAAAGGUGCCAAAGUCAUGGUAGUAGGGUCAAAACUAGAUGAUGUAUUAGCCAUUUCGAUUCCAACAAAACAGGAUUUGUCAGAUGAAGCUGCUUCCACUACAAAUAAAGAACCUUUAUCUCAGCAAAAAAUGCAUAGGAAAGUAUUAGAUAAAGGGAUACCUGACGAUGUAAUGCCUGGUAUAUUAGAUAGUAAGGAACCUCUACCAGAAUUUCCAUUGGCUGGCAUGUUAAACAAAUCUGGUGGUAAAGUUAGAUUAACAUUUAAAUUGGAGCAAGAUCAACUUUGGAUUGGUACAAAAGAAAGGACAGAUAAAAUACCUAUGAAUUCCAUAAAAGGUGUACACAGUGAACCAAUACAUGAUCAUCCAGAAUAUCAUAUUAUGGCUAUACAGCUAGGCACAACAGAAGCUUCGAGAUAUUGGAUAUAUUGGGUUCCUGCACAGUACAUAUCGGCUAUAAAAGAUGCUAUUCUUGGCAAGUGGUGCUACUUCUGAUUGAACAUUGAUGGAAAUUUUGGUCUAUUCGAAAACAAAGCGUAAUCAGGUGUAAGCAUUGAUACAAACACGACUGUACUAGUCACACGUUUUUAACAGUAAGUAAUAACUUAUUUUGCGUUGGAUAAUAACUGAUAUGUUUUAAUAAAAAUAUUCUCUCUUUCUGUUAAGGAAGUUUUCUUAGACGAUUUUUAAUUUUGUUAAAAACAAUAACAAAGAUAUUUUAUAAAAAUUGAUACAAUUCUAAUAGCAAAAAAAGAAAUGUUUAUACAAUAUUACGAUUUCCGAGUUACUGAAAUCUUUUAAUACAUUGAAAUAAUACUGUAACUGUAAUCUUAUUUUCUGUGAAUUAUAUCAUGUAUAAGAUUGUAAAUAUAAUAAGUUUUUUAACUCUUAUAAAAAUACAUUUACAUUUAAAAAAAACAUUUUAUUAUCUUAGGAAAAAAAAUUGUCAUUUAAAUGAACAGAUCAAAGAAUUUCAACUUUUCUGUUUAUUUAAAUAGAAACACUUGAAUCUUUAAAAUAAAAGUGAAAUGUUUGUAAAAUUACAUUUGUAGGAGGAAGUGAAGAAAGAAGUUAUGAUGUUGCAUUUACAAACUUUUGAAGUUCGUCGAGAAAUUAUUCAACUUUUUACUAGAUUUAAUGACAUCAAAUGAGAAAUUAAAGUAAUUUAAACAUUUAAAAACAGAUUGUUUCAAAUCUGUUUUUAUAAUUACAAUUUAUGUUCAUUAUUAAAACUGAUUUUAAAAGUAUUAAGUUUCAAAACAAAUAUGUUGCAAAUUUGAUUUGAUUAAGAAAACAAAAGAGAAAUUAUAAACAUUUAUUAGGUUGCAAUGAACUAAGUUAUCAAGAAAUAUAGUCCGCAUUUUACACGAAUAAAAAAAAAUGCAAUUCAGUACAGUGAGUGGUACUAUUCGAUUAUGAAACAACGAAUUUGUCGAAAUACAUUUGAUAUUGGCCUAUAUGUAAGACGUAUGACAAAAAUUGAUCAAGGCAAUUAAGAGUCAUCAAAAAUUUCGCUGUGUAAUAGAAUUCAAGUGGACUGUAUAUCUCGACGAACGUAAGUUAAAUUAUUACGUAAUGUUAGUAUUAUAAGCUGCUGUAAAUUAGGUUUUGUACUGUACAACAUGUACAACUGAAGAAAGGAGAAUCCAGAAAAACGACAAAUCAAACUUGUAUUUACCGUAAUAUCUACAUGGAAUUCAUAACUAUUUGCACAUUCGAAAAAUUAUCAGUGUCCAUUUAAAACAAGACUUGUACAUCAUGUUGUGUGAUUUGAUAAGAAUAAACAAUUUUAAAUCUUCUCUAUCGUGAGACUUUUCUU